Molecule: messenger RNA, 2493 nt
Organism: Pygocentrus nattereri (red-bellied piranha)
Lineage: Eukaryota; Metazoa; Chordata; Actinopteri; Characiformes; Serrasalmidae
Gene: map10
Product: microtubule associated protein 10
Exons: 1
Coding region: 67-2322 (751 amino acids)
Biological process (GO): positive regulation of cytokinesis; mitotic spindle midzone assembly; cytoplasmic microtubule organization
Cellular component (GO): mitotic spindle pole; midbody; cytoplasmic microtubule
Molecular function (GO): microtubule binding
Source: RefSeq, a predicted model, not a curated record
CGCCGCUGUUGCUAGGAGAUAAGCGGAUUCAGUGCUAAGCUGGCUAUUUUAUUCAGAUAUUCGCUGAUGUUUGGAGCAGAGCCGCUUGCUUGGAGAGCAGAGGGCAUGACAGGCACCCAGACUCUGUUCUCCUUCGAGCUGUUUGUGGAGAAAUUUCGCUGUGAUGCCGCUGGGACGGUGAAAGCAGAUGAAGUGAAGCCCGCGGUCGGAGUUCGGCUGCUGGACUUCCCAACGCUGCUGAUUUACCGUUCAGACAGACACCAGUCCGAACCGGGAGGCUUGACAGAACCCAGCGGGGGCAGUUUUUGCUUCAAUAAAGGCAAAUCGUGCUUGUUUAAGAUGAGUCUGGAUUCUCUCCACAGCCAGCUCUGCAACGCUCCUCUCUUCGUCAUGGUGCUGGAUGUAAACAGUGAGAUUCCCAAGCUAUUAGGAAGUUCACUGAUCUCUCUCUCAGACCUGACGGGCUCUAUCAAACUAGCCGUGGAAAAACACGGCAUUUGGACUCCAGCUGCUCAUGGGGAUAGAUUCAGUAGUCGUAUUUUAAACCUCAUGGGUGAAACUAUAGGAACUAUUUCACUCUCCUGCAAAAUUGUGAGUUUGGGAGCGAGUGUAAUUCCUCAUAUCUCUGAGAGCGAGGCCCGUGUAGCUCCUCCAAAGCCAAACACCACAAAAUGUGCUACAGUUGAAGGGAAUGUAAACAGUGGAACAGAUGAAAUUCAGCCACCGGGCGCUGACAGACGUGCUGGAUCAAAAACUCUUCAUGUUGCCACCCAAAUUGAGCAUCUCAGGCAGAGAGAUCCAGCAUCUCUAGACACUGAAGUGAAAUCUGACGAAUUGUGUGGCACUUUUUGUCCCCCUGCUCUGUUUUACAGUGCCAGCCAGGUGAAUCGACAGCGGAUUGCUGGUUACAGGAUGGAUGACCUUGAGGAACAUCUCAGGAUGGUGGAUCUCCAAGCCGAGGAUACAGACGAUGGGAGCGAGUCUUCCCAAAUGGAAUCGGCUGCUCAAAAACCAGUGAGGGCCAAAGAAGAUGGGUCACCUACCAAUUUGGGCCAACAGCAAAGUCAAACUGUGCCGUCCAUCCUCACGGACGCUGUCAGGCAGCUGCCUCUGCUCAGUGCUCUUCUUGCUGAACUCUCGCAUCUUAGUGGCCAGAUGCAGCCGCCAUUAUCAGGCUACCCGGUAAACUUCAUGUCCGCACGGGAAAGCUCUCAUAGUUCAGGGAAGCCGCAGACUGAGAGUCUGAAACUAGCUGGACCCGAAUGUAGACGAGGUAAUCAUCCAGGCCCCGCAUCUCCUCUCAUUUCUCCGGCAGAUGGAGAAAGCCACAAUGAAAGGUCACGACCAGAGCGCAAACUUCGGUAUGGCUUAACUCACAGCUUCCGCCUCCGACUUAAGCAGAUCAAGCCGGGCACGACAAGGCACCAUGGGUGCGUUGAGGAGCUCAAAAUGAGAAAGCGAGUUCCCAAACCUAAACCAGUUCACAGCCAGAUGUUCAAUACAUAUUUGGAUGCAUCUGAUGAAACACUGCCCAACAGGUCACAUUCACAAACAAGUCCUGCUCCUGGCAAGCAAAUGAAGCCGCCAGCAGUGAAAGACGUCCCUGAUAAGGCAGACAAAGAGGUGCAAGUUUGUGUUCCCAGUGCAAUCGGCCAGAACAUCAACCACAAAGCGUAUGAUUCAGUGAGCAACGGUGAACCUCAUGUAAUUCAAACCAGCCCUGACUUUUGGAGCUCCAUUCAAAGUGAUGGAAAGCCCUCCAGUCCUACUUACAGCUCAUUUUCCCAUCAUGACAGUCCACAGCCAGAUGACUACCAGGAUGAUUUCACCAGUCUGGACCCCACUGAUGCAUCACCAGACCCUCUCAGCAGUCCUGAGCCACGCAGACCUCCAAGGACACGACUCUCUAGUGGUAAUGUGAGCUCAGACAGCUUCUCCCAGGGAAACAAGCCCCAUCCCGUUCCGGUUAAAGCAGAGACAUCUCCAAAACGGUCCCUCAGAGCGACCCACUCAAUCAGGCCUCACCUUCAGAACUUCGCUUGCAGUACAUCAUCGGAUGACAGCAAGAGUGGCUUCUAUAGAACUUCUCCACAGAGGAACUCUGAAUCACACGGUGGUUCACUGAAGAGUCCAACAGUGUCCAGUAUCUUUGGAACACCAGUUGAAGAACGUCCUCAACAUCCUGAUGACUUCAUGCUGGAGUCUGUGUCCUCCACCAAUUCUGAGGAGCAGAGAGAUGAACUGGGUUCUCUAAGCUUUAAGAAUAAAUAUCGACCCAUCUCAGAGUUGGUGGUCAACAAGCUACCAGGCUACACUCUCUGACUAAUGAUGUAUUUCAGCUGUGCCGUGUUUAAUAGGACUCAACAGUUUCAGUUUAGUGAUGCAUGUCUUUAGGCAACUAUGCUCAUCAUGUAAAGCCUUUGUUCAUGGCAAUAAGUGCAUUUUGCUUGUAAAAUCAUUACAAUAUAUGGAAAUAAACAUAAACGGUAAGCA